Phaeoacremonium minimum UCRPA7 is the source of this 1593-nucleotide messenger RNA. RefSeq lists its product as hypothetical. The coding region runs from base 1 to 1593 and encodes 530 amino acids. NCBI's taxonomy places the organism in Eukaryota, Fungi, Ascomycota, Sordariomycetes, Togniniales, Togniniaceae. The record is from RefSeq and is a predicted model, not a curated record. The transcript has a single exon.
AUGGCGACCUCGACCUCCAGCUACCAGCUCGACAGCGACAGCUACCAGCUCGACAGCGACAGCUAUCAGCUCGACAGCGACAGCGACAGUUCCGAACCUUUGGAACCCUACUGCUACCAGAGCCAAGCCCUCCUACUGGCCUUCGACGCCAAGACCAACCAGAUCGUCAUCGACCAAGACACACCGCCGUUGCGCUUGCCCCUGCCCCUCAACUUGCAUUUGCCACCGCGGCAACACGACGCAGCACCUGCAGGUGAAGGAUUCGUCUUUAUUCUCCCCCCCAAGACCCUCAAGGCCGCCCAGCUGGCGCAAGAGGCUCUCCUGGCCGACCGCGCCGUCACAGCCUACGUCGACACCCUGCGACACUACCACUUCUCUCUCUGGCUCGCCGAUCCCCACCGCGGCCCUUGCACAAGACUCUACCGCAAGGCUGAGCACAUCCCCGAGGACAGCCUUCUCUACAUUGACGCUGGUGAUGCCGCUGGUGAUGCCGCUGCUUCUACCUACGUUCCUCAUCUGCUGCAGCAGAGCCUCAGUCCACACCAAGACACCCCCGACGCACUCGAUGUACAACAGAAGCACCGUCUUGCCACCUGCAAAACCGAAUGCUUACAAGUGUACCCCAAAACCAAGGCCAUGGUGGGCCAGCCGUACAGCCCAACCAUCACAGAUGUCCGCCGGCUCCAAAUCAACCCCUCCCUCCUCCUCCAAUCGCUCAAAGAAGACAAAGAUGACACUUCGUCCGGACUCACCGCCGCCGCCGCCUCGAGUGUCAAGUCAAACCGCAAGACCAGCAGAAGCAGCAGGAAGAGAAGGAAUCGGAGAUCAAGGAGGGAGGCCGCGGAGCAGAAGCAGCAAAAGGAGAGAAGCUGCAGUCCCGACCACUCAACCACCACGGCCCUUGAUACUGCCACAGGAAAGUCUACUCCCGCUCGCGCUCGAACAGCUUCACCACCAGGUUCUUCCUUUUCCUCUGCACAGCCGUCAUAUCAGCCGUCGGACACUCCCGGCAUCGAUUCGGCUCCAGCAGGCCAACAGAACAAAGCCGACAACAACAAAGACAAGAUGCCAGUCCCCGAGUACGUCCAUGUCAUCGGCCCGCUGUUGGUCCCUUCCAACCGCCGCUACCAGGGUAUCGAUAUCGGCUGGGCUCCAGAGGGCUUCCAGGAGACGGGCUUUCAGGUGGUUGUGGAUGUGGCUGCUCGUGGAGACUGCAAGCCCGUCUGGAUCGUCUACGACUACUUCCCCCUCGAGCCCGAGUCGGGCACCUGGCGCACGCGCGAUAGAGGCGUUCCAGUCCCGCUGCGCAACGACACGCUUCACGGUGUCUGGCCGGGCCUCAGCCGCAUCGGCGGCGCCUCUACAUCUCGUUCGUCUCCCAUCUUGUUUGACGUCGCCAUGUUGAUGGAAGACUUUGGUGCGUGGGGGACCCUGUCGGCCGAGCAGAUGGAACAAACCCUAUUGAGCACGGCGACAUUGCGCGGCCUGGAGAUUGCAACCAUUCCGUACGAUGACAAGUGCCUCUUGGACAUGCAGGCGGACGCGGUUUCUCUUGGUGGUGGCAGUGGCAGUGUUGGUGGAAACAAGCCUUGA